Molecule: messenger RNA, 3261 nt
Organism: Zophobas morio
Lineage: Eukaryota; Metazoa; Arthropoda; Insecta; Coleoptera; Tenebrionidae
Exons: 9
Coding region: 198-3167 (989 amino acids)
Source: RefSeq, a predicted model, not a curated record
GCAAAUACCCUCACUCGUCCGCCAGACCUCUUCAGAUAACCCAACCCAUUCAAAAGGCCGUCAUGUUUUCAAGAAAACGCCGCGUCAAGUGGCCGAUCUAAUUUUAAACCCCGUGUGCGUAAAACAAACUGAAUCUGUCAGUUGCGACCAAGUGAUCGCCAGUGAAUCGCAAAACCACCCAAUGCCCAUCCGGAGCGAUGUUCAGCUUCUUUAGGCGGUCCAAGAAGGACAAAGAGCGCGCGACGCCAGAAAUGUGUAAAAAUACGAGCGACGCCGUCGCUCCGACGCCGCCGGAACCCGAAAUUGUUUCGAAUGCAGUGUCCAGUGAAGUGACAGCCGACGAAAAAAACGAACCGAACGACAGCAUGUGCGAGAGAGCGUGCCCCAGUGCCCCCAUCGGGACCAUUUCUUACGCGGCCGUGCUGAAGCAGCCGGAGGCGCGCGGGGGCAGCGUCAAGCCGUGCGGCCACGGCACCACGGGCGUCGCGCCCCGGCCCCCGGUGCGCUACACCAGGAGCAGCACGGGCACGCCCCCCUCGAGCCCCAAGCUGGACCUGAAGAAGGUGGCCCGAAACGCGGAGAGGCAAAUCGCCAGCGAGCCUCCGAGUCCCAAGGGGGAGAAGAUGGCGAAGCUGCUGAGGCAGAACUCGGGCGAGCAAAAGCAGAAGGAGGCGCUGACUCAGAAAGGGAAGAAGACCGCGAAGAACUUGGAGAGGCAAAGCUCGAAAGAAGAGGCUUCGAGUGACCACCCCUCCGGGUUGAGGCUAGGCGCCGCCGACACGCUGGUGGAGAGCAUUUCCAACGCUGCUCCUCUGGUGAAUGGAAUCGACGACGAAAAGAAGAACCUAAUAAAUCAAGAGGCAAAAUUUCAAAGUCAGUUGAACGAUUUAUCCAAGCAGCUGUCGAUCCGGGAUGCAGAAGCCACCAAACUACGCUUCCAGAUGGAAGAACUCCAAAGAGACGUCUUCGCGAAGUCCGCCGGAAUGGAUCGACUGGAAGGUGAGCUGCAAGCGGCGCACAAGGAAUGCGAGCUUCUGCGCCAAAAAAUACGCCACUUAGAAAACGAUCUCGAAGAUUACAAAAAGAAAAACACAGACUUAACCGCGGAAGUUACAGAAAAAUCAGGAAGUCUCACAAAUUACGAGAGAGAAACCAGUGCGAAAAUCGCGGAACUUGAAGGGGUGAUUAAAAAUCUCGAAACGAAGAUUGAAAGUCUAGAAGCGGAAUUGGAGACGCUAAAGCAGGAUAAAGUGAAACUGGAAGAACAGCGCACGAUGAUUUUGGCAGAACGUGACGCGGAGAAGAAAAAAGUUGAAGAGAUUUUGGAACAAGCUACAACCCAAAAGCAGGAAAUCGAGAAAAAGUGGAAACAAGACUUUGAAAAAUUGCGCACUAUUAACAUUAUCAAGGAGCAGCAACUUCUCGAUGACUUUGAAUGGAAACUGAGAGAAGUCCAACAGACGUGCAAGAAGCGCCUAGAGGAUAAAGAUCGUACCAUAGAAGAACGUCUGCAAGAUGCGUACAGAGAAGCGGAAAAGAAAAUGAAAGAAGCUGAAAAGAUGAUGGAGCAAGUGGAAGCUAUAAAAUCGUACGAAAUUGAAAUAGAGAAGCUCCGAGGAUUGACUGUGGAUCAAGAAAGCGCCAUCAAAGAGAUGAUAGAGCAACAAGAGCAGAUGAAACAAGCCGAAAGUAACUUAAGGACUGAGACUAAAAGACUAAGAAACUUAAUAGAAAUGGAGAAAGAGAAUCUCCAACACAUGCAACUGAAACACCAUCAAGAAAUUUUGGAUAAAGAGAGAACUUUGCAGCAAACUCUUCACCAAAAAAGGACUGAAAUCGCCAUGUACUGGGAAGAAAGACUGUUAAGAGAAUGUGGUCGACUGAAAACGGAACUCGAACAGAUUCAUAACGAAGAAAAACACUACGCUAUGGAGACUGUAAGGAGAAAUAAAGACGAAGAGUUCCAAAUGGCACAAGCCGACUGGGAUAAAAAAAUGAAAGAGUGUUUGAAAGAGAUAGCAAGUUUAAAACGAGCCCUAGUCCAAAAGGACGAAUAUUACCGCGGAGAGAUGAUAAGGGCUCAAACCAACACCGAUCGUGAAAUCAUGGAACUAAGGCGUUUGAUGGACAAAAUAGACAUGUGUCAUCACAACCGUUUUGAAAAAGUGGUUCAAGAACACGAAGCUGAACUAGAGCGGAUUAGCGCAGAAACUGAAAAGAAAAUCAAAGAAAUCGAAGACAAUUGGCAGACUCAAGUCACUUCACUCAGUAACACAUUGGAAUUGGUAAAAGACCAAAUGGAAAAAGAGUCGCAACAAAAAGUCGAAUCGUUAAUCGAGCAACACCGAACCGAAUUAGAUUCCCAAUGGGACAACUUGAUUAGUCAAAAAAGCGAGGCUGUGAAAUUAGUUGAGGAGGAGUACAUAACUAAGUAUCAAACUUUAGAAGAACAGUUUUUAACGCAACAGAAAUCGCACCAAGCUCGAGAAAUUGAUCUGUUGAAGGUUAUUGAUAGUUUGAAGAAUGAGUUAGGGAGCAAAGAUUCCGCGUUAGACGAUAUGCAAAGUAACGUGGACACACUAGAAGGGGGAAUACAAGUACUGAAUGAAGAAAUAGCGCAACAGAAUGAUCAACUAACCAAAACGAAGAAGGAAUCCGAUCACAAAAUAAGAGGUCUUCAAGAAACCAUCACCAAACUUCACGAACAACAAGAGAAGGAAAGAGAAGCCUUCCGACUUAAACUCAUGGGGGUCCAAAAACAAUCCCAAGACACCAUCCACCACCUACAAAGGAAGUGUCAAUGUCUCACUAAAUUGUUCGAAGAAGUUAGACUUCGUUACGAAAGACGAGAAUCGCGUCAAGAAGACCUGAACAUAAUUUCGGACUUGCGUCAAGUGAUCGCCGAACAGGAAAAGGACUUGGCUUGUCUAAACGAAGAAAAAAGAUACUUCCAAAUGCGACUGAUCAGUUUGGAGAAGCGAUUGGACGGAAAUGAAUCGGCUGACGAGGAAGCAUUUGAAGAUGCCGAACAACCCAAAACCCCCAAGAAUGAAUUGCCUGAACCGCCUAGCUACCCUCCUAACGGUGUUCCACCGCCCUCUUACCCUAAUUUUCCAGCAGCUCACACACUUUCUAUACCGCCAACAAUACCAGAAUGUGAUGAAUAAUUUUUGUUAUUUUACUAAAUUUGUAACAAUUUGUAUUAUAAUGUGAUUGUAUAUUAAAGACAUCGAAAAAGUUUGAAUAGAAAAAAAAAUGGAA